Chelmon rostratus (copperband butterflyfish) is the source of this 2227-nucleotide messenger RNA. RefSeq names its product cugbp, Elav-like family member 3a (gene celf3a). The record is from RefSeq and is a predicted model, not a curated record. Bases 135 to 1496 code for a protein of 453 amino acids. Gene Ontology annotation, biological process: mRNA splice site recognition; regulation of alternative mRNA splicing, via spliceosome. Gene Ontology annotation, molecular function: mRNA binding. The transcript is spliced from 14 exons. NCBI's taxonomy places the organism in Eukaryota, Metazoa, Chordata, Actinopteri, Chaetodontiformes, Chaetodontidae. Gene Ontology annotation, cellular component: cytoplasm; ribonucleoprotein complex; nucleus.
GAUCCAAAGACGCGCUCACAGACAAAUGAACUGAAUAAUUGAGAUUCAGUAACUAAACAACAGCGGGGGGAGAGAAGAAAGGCAUCCACCGAUUCCGCCGAUUCCUUGCCACGAUCAGCACCACAGACUUCUCAAUGAAGGAGCCUGAUGCAAUCAAGCUCUUCAUCGGGCAGAUACCCCGAAACCUGGAGGAGAAGGACCUGAAGCCCAUCUUCGAGCAGUUCGGCAAGAUCUAUGAGUUGACGGUGAUAAAGGACAAAUACACGGGGAUGCACAAAGGAUGCGCCUUCCUGACAUACUGUGCACGUGAGUCCGCCCUCAAAGCCCAGAAUGCACUGCACGAGCAGAAGACACUACCGGGGAUGAACCGUCCAAUCCAAGUGAAGCCGGCGGACAGUGAGAGCAGAGGGGAAGACAGGAAGCUGUUUGUGGGCAUGCUGGGAAAACAGCAGACAGACACCGAUGUGAGGAAGAUGUUUGAGCCGUUCGGCAGCAUAGAGGAGUGCACAGUGCUCCGCGGGCCCGACGGUACCAGCAAAGGGUGUGCAUUUGUAAAGUACCAGAGCAACGCAGAGGCCCAGGCCGCCAUCAACGCUCUGCAUGGGAGUCGCACUUUACCAGGCGCCUCGUCCAGCCUGGUGGUCAAGUUUGCCGACUCGGAGAAGGAGCGAGGUCUCCGGCGGAUGCAGCAGGUGGCCUCUCAGCUGGGAGUCAUCAGUCCCAUGACCCUGCACCUCGGGGCUUACAACGCCUACACACAGGCUUUGAUGCAGCAGCAGGCCCUGGUGGCGCAGUCGGCCUACCUCUCUCCUGUUGCCACGGUGGCAGCGGUUCAGAUGCAGCAGCUCGCCGCCCUCAACCCCAGCAGCAUCAUUGCCACGCCGAUCGCAUCCAUCACUCCCUCCUCAGGUACCAGCACUCCACCCUCCAUCGCAGCCACACCUGUUCCUGCUCUGCCUCCACCAAUCGCAGUGAACAGCUACCCCUCUGUGCCAGCUCCACCCAACGGCCAAUCAGCUACUGAAGCCCUGUACACCAACGGGGUUCAUGCCUAUCAAGCUCAGAGUCCUGUCCUGGACCCCCUGCAGCAAGCUUAUACAGGCAUGCAGCACUACACAGCCACCUACCCCGCUGCCUACGGCCUGGUGGGGCAGCCGUUCCCCCACCAGCCCACACUGGUGGCCCAGCAGCCGCAGCAGCCGCAGCAGCUGCAGCAACGGGAAGGUCCUGAGGGCUGCAACAUCUUCAUCUACCACCUGCCGCAGGAGUUCACCGACUCUGAGAUACUGCAGAUGUUCCUGCCUUUUGGAAAUGUCAUCUCUGCCAAGGUCUUUGUCGACCGCGCUACCAACCAGAGCAAAUGCUUCGGCUUUGUGAGCUUUGACAACCCAUCCAGCGCCCAGACUGCCAUCCAGGCCAUGAACGGCUUCCAGAUCGGCAUGAAGAGACUGAAGGUGCAGCUGAAGAGGCCCAAGGAUGCCAACAGGCCUUACUGAAGGAGGAAAACCUAAGAGUUCAAUCAAGAAAACCACUUGGGAUGUCCCAGCCUUUUUUGGUUGUUUGACCAACCUUAUAGCACAGGAGCUACACUUCACAAAAAGCAGUGUCAUGUGUAUGCGCUUACAAAAACAACAAUAACGGCAGUAAUAUCAGCAACAAAUACAUCCACUGAGUCAGCAUCCGCAAUAUCAGAAGUGCUCCAGAUUUCCUAUCAUUCCACAGCUGGAUUCAUUUAUAUUAUGUACAUAUUCUAUUGUCGGCAACAAGAUCUACAUGUUAAGAAAAAGCAUAUCACUGAUGUUAUUCUACUGAACAGGGUUCUACUGUAUAGUGUGAUUUGUGGUCUAUGGCGUUAACAGAAGGCCAGUCUGCACAGUCGGAGGCAAAAGAAAAUACUAUUCUGUAUGAUUACCAUUGGUAAUAUUGUUAUGUAGAGUUAGUUUUAUUAUUUAUACGUAAAUUAAAAACAUGGGGUAAUUAAAGCGGAAGAGAAAUGGAUUUCCUCUCACUGUACAUACCUUGGUUUCAAAAAUGGAGUUAACUGACUUCACGAGUUACGAUUCUCUGCUGCCACUACUUUUCAAAUUAACAAAGCGGAAGGAAGGGCUGGGAAUUUUUCUAUCUUGAUUUUUUACGUUUAAUUUAUUUGGUAAUCAAUUUGAUGAGGGGGGAGAUGCGUCAAUUCCUUUUUUAAUUUAAGAAGAAGAAAAAAAGAGGAUUCUGUGGU